CCCAUCAAUGAAGAGUGCGUCCACACUGACGCACAUCCUCCGUCAGGAUGCGGUCUCCUCGGGUAGUGUCACAAUUUGUCUUUCAAGAAUAAAUAUUAUUUAUUCAGAGAGGGAAUCUUGUAUCGGAAUAACAUAGAUGCGACACCGAUUCAGAAUUUUGGUCCUGCAGAAUGUCCAAGAUCAGGCGGAAGGUUACAGUUGAGAAUACAAAAACAAUAUCCGAUAGCAGCAGCAACACCGCAACCAGCGGCACCAGUAACCCUGCCGCCCCCUCGCGCCGGCCCAGCGUGUUUGAAAGACUCGGACCAAGCACUGGAAAUAAUGCUGCUGAAAGUCACUGUAGAAAUUGGCUGAAGACGGGAAACUGCAGUUACGGCAACACUUGUCGCUACACACAUGGAACUCAACCACGAGGCAAAGGAUUUAACUUCAGCCGGUCAUCAGACAGACCCACUGGCGACUUGCGGGAGAGGAUGAAGAAUAAAAGACAGGAUAAUGAGCCAGAAAGUGUAAAGCGUGAUUUGGAUGAGCCAGCAUCUCCCAUAGGAAGACAGAGAGACUCCUCCAGAGGCCGACACAGAGAGAAGGAGGAUAUCAAAAUUACUAAGGAGCGUACCCCUGCCAGCGAAGAAGAGCCCAUAGAGUGGGAAACAAACCGUGAAGACUCUGAUAUUGGUGAUUACGAUUACGAAUUGUCCCUUGAGAUGAAACGGCAGAAGAUUCAACGUGAGCUUAUGAAAUUGGAGCAGGAAAAUUUAGAGAAGAGAGAGGAAAUUGUCAUCAAGAAAGAUGAGAACACCACUAAAGCAAGAUCCUCCGUCAUGCAAAAAGCUUCCCCCGAUCUGUUACGCUCACGAGACUCCCCAACACCCAGGAAGUCCAGUGGUUCUCCUAAACAAAAAAGUGGUGUUAAAGGAUCGGGGAAGAAAGAGAAGAAAGCAUCUGGAUCUUCACCUGUUACAGAAACUGUCAAAAUGUUGAAAGCAUCUCACAGUAAGAAGAAAGGUCCUCGUACCCCGAGUCCUCCACCUCCAUUACCCCUGGACAUCCCAGUAGUUGUAAAGAAGCACAAAGGCAAGCACAAAAACAAAGAGAAGUGCGAAGAGAAACAGAAAGAAGGGAAAGACCGGGGACGUGAUAUAGAAAAACACAAAGAAAAGAAGGAGAAACGCAGGGACCGAUCUGACAGUUCUCAUAAGGCCAAGCGCUCAGUGACCUCUGAGGAGCAUUCUCGUAGUGUGUCACCUUCACUCUCUGUGAGGAAGAAGUCCUCCUCUCCCAAAGCUUCUUCACAUAAGGCUGCUAUACUGCCGUCUCCUCGCAGAUCUCCAUCACCUCCACGCCACCAGCGCACGCCCAUAACGCCCCACCACCACUCUCCGUCCUCCCGUUCAGACUCUUCUCCCCAUCGGCAUUCGUCUUCUCCUUGCCGCCGCCGCUCGUCCUCUCCUACCUACCACCGCAGCUCCACAGUUGUGGCCUCUUCUCCGCCAAGGUCCCACCGCUCUCGUUCUCCAGCCACCUCUCAAGAUGCCUCCUCCCCACACCGUCGAUCUAACAAAUCGAGUCCAGCUCUGCACCACUCUAGGGGGCGUGACAAAAGCCGUGGUGACAGAGAGAGGAGUCCCCACACUCAGGAACGCAGACAUGAGCGCAGAGAUGAAACCCGCAGAAAAGUAGAUAAGGACAAUAACCGCGAUGACUGGGACAUGGAGUCAGAGCAGGUCUUGUCAAGGGACAGCCGUGACGAUAGAGAGACUAGAGAUGCCAGAGAACGACGGGAUGGCCGAGACCGAGGACGCGAAACGACCAGAGAGGCUCGUGAUCGCAAAGAUGUAAAGGAAACUAGAGAAAGCAGGACUGAAACGCGCUCCAAUCGAGAAUCACUGGAACGACGAGAUCGAGAGCGUGAGAAAGAGAGGGAAAGGGAGCGGGAAAAAGAGAAAGAGAGGGACAGGAUGGACACCCUUAGGAAGGAGGAAAUAACACAGGAGGACAGGAGUUAUGGAAGAGCUCAUGGGCGUGACGAAGGUGGAAGAGAAGGACGAACAGAGACCAGACCAGAGCGAAACAGUCGUGGAAGGGGACGUGAAUUCUCGGACAAAGGCUCGAACAGGAACUCCAGAGGGUGCCAGCUAGACAGCAGUCAUGACAAUUGGGAGUCCCGGAGUAGUGGCGCACGGGAACGGAGCACAGAACGCAAUGCCACAGAAAGAGGUUCAGACCGAGACAGAAGAGAACAAGUCCGAGACUCUUCUUACGACAGGAGAGGUGGGCACAGUGACAGAGACCGCAGAGAUAAUCGUGAGAGAGAUCCAAGGGCAGCUUCCCCAAACAGACAUCAGAGAAGAUCCGAAGAAUCUGAGAGGGAGGAGAGAAGGGAUGAGCGCCGGAGUGACCGGGGAGAAGAAAGACGGGAGGACCGGAGUAGAGACCGUGAAAGAGACCGGGAGCGAGAGAGGGAACGGGAGAAAGACAGGGAGCGCGAGAGGGAAAAGGAGAGGGAGGCCGAAAGGGAGCGCAACAGGGAGCGAGAGAGAGAGCGAGAACGGGAGCGUGAGCGAGAACGGGAGCGUGAAGAAAGAGAGCGAGAGAGAGAGGAACGUGAGAGAGAGCGGAAGGAGCGUGAAAGGGAGCGGGAGCAGCGGGAGCGAGAGAGGCAGCGGGAAUGGGAGGAGCGGGGAAGGGAAGAAAGGCGGGACAGGAGGGAGGAUACCCGGGAUGACCGUGCCAUUCGAGAGACAAGAGAUGAUCGCAAAACAAGUCGCAAACGACCCCGAUUGGAUGCCAGCCCAAGCCCCAGACCUUCUCCCAAGCGAGGGACGCGUGACCACAGUCCUGCAGACAGUGAUGGCUACAACAGUACAGAUGAGAAAAGUGAGCGUCCAAUUGGCCGAGGGCUGGCCAAGCUCCACCCACAGCCCCUCCUCCCCAGCCCUCUGUGUCCAUCUUCAAGUGACAGUGGGGAUAAGCAUCGUGUGCUCAGUCAAGUGGUCCGCCCCUCGGAGCCACUGUUGCGGUCACCAUUGAGGGCUGCAACAUCUGAUGACAAGCCCGGCCACUGGAAGGAUGAGGAGCGCAGAGGAGCUGCAGAUAAGAGGGAAGCACGCAGCCGCCAUGACGACCAAGAGCCCCGAGCUGAACGAACUAGGGGAAGCGACCGGAGAGCUGAACAGUUGCCAGAUAUGCACUCGGAAUCUCGUAGCCAAGGCCGUGACUCCACGCCACCUCCUGUUUCUGUGGCUCCUAGUGCUGACAAUGAAGACAGAGAUGUCACUGUGUCACACCCCCAAGAGGACAGCAAAAAGAAGACGAAAUCACUGAGGAAGGGCUUGAAGAAAGGGCGCAAAGAUGAAGAAACAAGUGGUGGCAAAGGUCUAAUUGGAGACCGUUUCGACACUGAUCCCCCGCCUGCUGUUCUUCCAGAUGGUCCUCCAUCACUCCUUUCACCAAGGAAGGGAGCAAAGAGGAAAGUGGUUGAGCGAAAGAGGAAACGGAGAGGAGAUUCUGAGGCAUCGGAGGAGGAUUCCUCAGUGCAUUUGCCCCAGAAUAAGAGGAAGAGAGGUCCUCGGACCCCACCUCCCUCAAUAAGACCUGGUCAUCGGGGCACCGGAGGCAAUGCUGAGCCCUCCCAACUACCCAAAAUGGACAACUUCAGUGAUUGGUCGGAUGAGGAGGUCUUAGAUCGACGAGGACAAUUGGAUUCUGCUUCUGCUGAGCGGGCUCUACCUGAGCCUCUUCGUAGAGGUGUUGGCCCCAGGUUGGGGCGGGACAGAGACCGGUGCAACCCCCCUCCCAUUGCUCCUCUGCUUCUACAGGAACCUCCGAUGUUGCUGCAGACAUUGACUCCACAGCCCCUUAUGUCUCAGCCUCUUCUCCGCAAGCCUCCCCCAGAACAGACACGCAGCAGCAGCAUGGGAAGUAACCAGAGCCGCACGUCAUCCAGGCGCCCACGGUCGCCCUCCAACGAGUCUGCCCAUCGAGAUGAUCUCCUGGGAUCGCGUGCCCGCAGGGGGCGCCCCCAAGGCAACAGUGCACAUGACCGGGAAAGGGAGAGAGAAAGAGAGCGGCUGGAAGUUAAUGACCCACCGGGAACAGAGAGGAAAUCACGAAUAGACCAGUUGAGGAGAGGAGAGCCAAGCCGCAGCAACUCUUCAGACCGCCAGGAUUCUCGCAGCCACAGCUCCAGGCGUAGCUCCCCUGAUUCUGAGAGGCAAGCCAGGUCCCAAUCACGUGCUGGCUCUUAUGACAGUCGAGAGCGGGAGCGUGACAGGGAGCAAUUUGAUCGAGAGCGAGACCGAAAGGACCCCCGGCAACAACAGUCAGGCUUACUUCUCCAGCAGCCUCUUCAACAACAGAGAGACUGGGAUCCUGAAUCCAGGGACUGGCCCAGCAGGGGACGAGAGCCUCUACCCAUACGUCCUGGCCGUGAACCUCUUCUCAGAGAGAGGGACAUCAGGGACAGGGAACGCCUACUGCCGGAAGGACUCAUUCAGCAGCAUGACCGAGAAAGGGAGCGUGAGAGAGAACGGGACAGAGAGAGCAGAGCUGAAAGAGGCAGCGAUAGAGAGAGGGAGAGAAUUAUGAUGCUAGACUUGCCCUCCCUGUCUGACUCCAGAGCUGCAGGACGAAGUGACCUGAUGCGACAAGAUAGGGGUGACUAUGAGCCCCUCCUGCCAAGAGAAGCCUUCAGCCCCGCAGAAUCUGAGAAACCAAGUAACAGCCACCAUGUCGUGAGUGAGCAGUCAGCGAUUGAGAGGAUUGACAGCAUUGACGGAGAGGAUGAUGGGAAAGAAGAUGACAGUCAGUCAGUGGCAUCUGUCGGAGAGGAGUAUGAACCAAUCAGUGACGAUGAGCUUGAUGAAAUUCUGGCUGACAGUCAGAAAAAAGAAGACCCACAAGAUGAGGAGAAAAUGACAGGCCCUCUGGAUGUCAUUGAUGUGGACUGGUCCAGUUUGAUGCCCAAACAGAAGCCGGAGCCCCGAGCGGCCGGAGCAGCUCUGUUGCGCUUCACACCAGGGGCUGUUCUCCUCAGGGCUGGCGUCUCAAAGCGACUUGCUGGGACUGCGCUCCUGGAGAAGGUCAAAGAAGUCUGCAAGGCUGAGCUGGAUGACCCCAAAGAUGGCGACAAGCUGUUUGAGCAUGACCUUGGGGCUUUGAACAUGGCAGCCCUGAACAGACGGGUGGAGAGGGCAGGUUUACUCAGUAACCUGGGGCCCUGCUGCAAGGCUCUCUGUGCCCGCAGGGACUUUGGCAUCCGCAGGCAACUCUUGAAAAACGACAAGGGUCUCACCAAACAGUAUCCGAUGAAUCCUGUGGUGGACAGCGAGCUGCUACAAAUGAGCAUGCGUCUUUUUAGGAGAACUGUGACUGGUCAGACUUCUGUCCCAGAAAGAUCUGACAGUGAUUCAGAUCCAGCUCUUGAAGAUCCUCCUGCAGCCAGCAUCAGCAAGCUGGCUGCUGGAGCGCAAGAGGUUUGCGUGUCAUGAGAUGCACAAGGUGGCUUUUAGUCAGGAAGUGUGUGAACAUAAUGGCUUGAAAACCUUGACUUCUCCCUAUCUCACGUCAUUGCAGACUUCAAUUGUUAGUAGGAAAUAAAACUACAUUUCAAAGUUUGGAAUGUGUUAUAUUUCGUGCAUGUUCUGUGCCACUGCAAUUUUUUAUUAACUUGGUACAUUAAAAAGUUAUUUUGGGUUUUA
Messenger RNA from Syngnathoides biaculeatus (alligator pipefish), 5699 nucleotides. RefSeq names its product zinc finger CCCH-type containing 13 (gene zc3h13). Lineage: Eukaryota; Metazoa; Chordata; Actinopteri; Syngnathiformes; Syngnathidae. Gene Ontology annotation, molecular function: metal ion binding. The transcript is spliced from 20 exons. The coding region runs from base 171 to 5489 and encodes 1772 amino acids. Gene Ontology annotation, cellular component: RNA N6-methyladenosine methyltransferase complex. The record is from RefSeq and is a predicted model, not a curated record.